GUCACAUGUUUUCUCAUUCUCUUUCUAGUUAGCUGGCUUUCUCCUUCCAUUUGACUGUGACUCCAGAUAAAUUUCAAGAAAAUGGCCACUGAGGGGAAGGCCUCUGAGGAGAGGAUUUCUCAAUUUGAUUAUGAUUUGCUCCCAGAGCUGAGUACCCUUCUGGGCAUAGAUGCUGUUCAGAUGGCAAAGGAAAUGGAAGAAAAUGAAGAGAAAAUCCGAGCGAAAAUGCAGAAAGGCUUUAACUCACAAAUGCGCAGUGAAGUCAAAAGGUUAAAGACUUUCAUGACCUACGAGUCAUUUAGUUCAUGGAUACCAUCAGAGAUGGCAGCAGCUGGGUUUUACUUCACUGGGGUAAAAUCUGGGAUUCAGUGCUUCUGCUGUAGCUUAAUCCUCUUUGGUACCAGCCUCAGAAAACUUCCCAUAGAAAAUCACAAGAAAUUUCGUCCACACUGUGAGUUCCUUCUGGGCAAAGAUGUUGGUAACAUUGCCAAGUAUGACGUAAGGGUGAAGAAUCCAAGGAAGAAGCUGAGAGGGGACAAAGCAAGGUACCGAAAUGAGGAGACCAGACUCGAAUCCUUCAAGAAUUGGCCAUUUUAUGCCCAUGGGAUAUCCCCACAUGCCCUCUCAGCUGCGGGCUUCAUCUUUACAGGUGAAAGGGACACUGUGCAGUGUUUUUCCUGUGGUGGAUGCUUAGGAGACUGGGAAGAAGGAGACAGUCCUUGGAAGGAACAUGCCAAGUGGUUCCCCAAAUGUGAAUAUCUUCAAAGUAAGAAAUCCUCAGAUGAAAUUGCCCAGUAUAUUGAAAGCUACAAGGGAUUUGUUGAUGUAACGGGAGAACAUUUUGUGAAUUCCUGGGUUAAAAGAGAAUUGCUUAUGGCAUCAGCUUAUUGCAAUGACAGUGUCUUUGCUAAUGAAGAACUACGGCUGGACACUUUUAAGAAAUGGCCCCACAAAUCAGGUCUGAAAACUGCAGCUUUGGCUAGAGCAGGUCUUUUCUACACAGGUGUAGAGGACAUUGUUCAGUGUUUUUCCUGUGGAGGAUGUUUGCAUAACUGGAAGGAAGAGGAUGACCCAUUAGAAGAUCAUACCAAACAUUUUCCCAAUUGUCCAUUUCUCCAAAAUAUGAAGUCCACUGCAGAAGUGAUUCCAGACCUUCAGAGCCAUGGUGAACUUCCUGAAGUAAUGGAAACUACAACCGAAAACAAUCUUGACUAUUCAGAAGCAGUUAAUUCUAUAGGGCCAGAAGUGGCACAGGACAAAACCCAAUGGUUUCAAGAGGCAAAGAAUCUGAGUGAGAAACUGAGAACAGUCUACACCAGUGCCAGUUUCCGCCGCAUGUCUUUGCUGGAGCUCUCUUCCAAAGUAGCCACUGACCACUUGCUGGGUUGUGAUCUGUCCAUCAUUUCAAAGCAUAUCAGCAGCACUGUGCAAGAACCCAUGGUGUUGCCUGAGGUCUUUGCCAACUUGAACUCUGUAAUGUGUGUGGAAGGUGAAACUGGUAGUGGAAAGACGGUCCUAUUGAAGAAAAUAGCUUUUCUCUGGGCAUCAGGAUGCUGUCCUCUGCUGAACAGAUUCCAGCUGGUCUUCUAUCUCUCCCUUAGUUCUACCAGACCAGACCAGGGGCUGGCCAGCAUCAUUUGUGACCAACUCCUAGAGACAGAAGGAACUGUUACUGAAAUAUGCCUGAUGAACAUCAUCCAGCAGUUAAAGAAUCAGGUGUUAUUCCUUUUGGAUGAUUACAAAGAAAUGUGCUCAUUCCCUCAAGUCAUAGAAAAGCUGAUUAAAAAAAACCACUCAUUAAGAUCCUGCUUGUUGAUUGCCAUCCAUACAAACAGGGCCAGGAACAUCCGCCGAUACUUAGAUACGAUUCUAGAGAUCCAAGCGUUUCCCUUUUAUAAUACUAUCUUUCUAUUACGGAAGCUCUUUCCACAUAAUAUGACUCGUCUGCGAAAGAUGAUGGUUCACUUUGGAAAGAAUACAAAUUUGCAGGGAAUUCAGAAAACUCCCCUCUUUGUGGCAGCAAUCUGUACUAACUGGUUUCAGUGUCCUUUUGAUCAGUUCUUUGAUGAUGUGGCUGUUUUCAAAUCCUAUAUGGAUUACCUUCUUUUAAAGCACAAAUCUACAACUGAACGUUUCAAAGAAAUUAUAUCUUCCUGCAGUGAGCUGGCCCUGAAAGGAUUUUUUUCAUCUUGCUUUGAGUUUACUGACAAUGACCUCGAAGAAGCAGGGGUUGAUGAAGAUGAAGAUCUAACCAUGUGUUUGAUGAGCAAAUUCACAGCCCAAAGACUGAGACCAGUCUAUCAGUUUUUAAGUCCUACAUUUCAAGAAUUUCUUGCUGGGAUAAGGCUGAUUGAACUCCUGGAUUCAGACAGGCAGGAUGAUCAAGAUUUGGGACUUUAUUAUUUGAAACAAAUUAAGUCAUCCAUGAUGGCUGUAUUUCCCUAUGAGAAUUUUUUGAAAUAUGUCUCCAGCCACCCUUCAUCAAAGGCAGGGCCAAAACUUGUAUCUCAUUUGCUUCAUUUGGUGGAUAAUAAAGAAUCAUUGGAAGAUAUGUCAGAAAAUGAUGACUACCUGAAGCACCGUCCAGAUAUUUCAACAUAUAUGGAAUUUCUUAGGGUGAUAUGGCAACUGGCUCCAAACACUUACUAUUCACUGGUUUCAAAACGGUUAUUGGCUCUUGCUCUAAAAAUUGCUUAUCAAAGUAACACUGUUGCUGCAUGUUCUCCAUUUAUUUUGCAAUUCCUUCAAGGGAGAACACUGACUUUGAAUAUACUUAAUUUACAGUACUUUUUUGACCACCCAGAAAGCCUGUUGUUGUUGAAGAGUAUUGUUGUCUCCAUACAAGGAAAGAAAAGGAAAAAUUUCCCAAAAUUUUCAUCCCUGGAAAAAUGUUGGGAAAUCAACAAAUCACAGGUACCAACUAUAGAUCAGGACUAUGCUUCUACCUUUAAACCUAUGAAAGAAUUUGAGGAAAAUGUAGCUGAACAGGAAGAGACCAUAAACAGCUUUCUGGAUUUACAACACAGGGCGCCACCAGACAUCAGUGCUGGCUAUUGGAAACUGCCUUCCAAGCAGUACAAGAUUCCCCUGCUGGAAGUCCAGGUGACCUGUGUGGAUGCUGUGGAUCAGGAGAUGCUCAGGGUUCUAAUGGAAGUUUUCUCAGCUUCACAGCACAUUGAACUCCAUUUAGAUCAUAGCAGUGGCUUUAUUGAAAGCAUCCGCCCAGCUCUGGAGCUAAAUAAGACCUCUGUCACCAAGUGCUCUAUACACCAGUGUGAACUCUGUGCCCCAGAACAGGAGUUGCUUCUCACCCUGCCUUCCCUGGAAUCUCUUAACAUCUCAGGGACAAUCCAGCUACAAGAUCAAAUCUUUCCUAACUUGGACAAAUUCCUGCACCUGAAAGAACUGUCUGUGAAACUAGAUGACAAACCAAAUACUUUUUCAGUCAUUCCUGAAGAAUUCCCAAACCUCCACCAUAUGGAGAAAUUAUUGAUUCAUAUUUUAGGUGAAGAUGAUUCUUCAAAACUAGUCACAUUGAUUCAGAAUUCUCCAAACCUUCGUGUUUUCCAUCUGAAAUGUAAUUUCUUUUCGAAUUUUGAGUCUCUCAUGACUGCACUCACUUCCUGCAAGAAACUUGAAGAAAUUUGGUUUUCUGAAUCAUUUUUUAAUGUCAUCCCAUUUGUCACCAUUUUGCCAAAUUUUCUCUCUCUGAAGAUAUUAAAUCUUUCAUUCCAACAAUUUCCAGACAAGGAAACAUCUGAAAAAUUUGCCUAUACUUUAGGUUCUCUUAAUCACUUGGAAGAGCUGAUCCUUCCUACUGGGGAUGGGAUUCGUCAAGUGGCAAAACUGAUUAUCCAGCAGUGUCAGCAGCUUCAAUGUCUCCGAGUCCUCUCCUUUUACCAAGUUUUGAAUGAUGACAGCCUGAUGGAAAUUGCCAAGGUUGCAAUCAAUGGAGGCUUCCAGAAGCUUGAGAACUUAAAUCUUUCCAUCAAUCAUGAGAUUACAGAGGAAGGAUACAGAAAUUUCUUUCGGGCACUGGACAACCUGCCCAACUUGCAAGAGUUGACCAUCUCCAGGCAUUUCACAGCCUGUAUCAAAGCUCAGGCCACCACUGUCAAGGCUUUGAGUCAGUGUGUGCUGCGCCUGCCACGCCUCACCAGUCUUCAAAUGUUAAGUUGGCUCCUGGAUGCAGAAGACCUUGCAUUGCUUGAUGCCAUGAAAGAAAGACAUCCUAAAUCGAAACACCUGAUUAUUUCAUGGAAAUGGACACUGCCAUUCUCUCCAAUCAUUCAGAAGUAAAUAAUUCAGCUAAGAA
Marmota flaviventris (yellow-bellied marmot) is the source of this 4315-nucleotide messenger RNA. It is a transcript of the gene Naip, whose product is annotated as NLR family apoptosis inhibitory protein. Gene Ontology annotation, biological process: negative regulation of apoptotic process; pyroptotic inflammatory response; defense response to bacterium. Gene Ontology annotation, cellular component: IPAF inflammasome complex. The record is from RefSeq and is a predicted model, not a curated record. Gene Ontology annotation, molecular function: cysteine-type endopeptidase inhibitor activity involved in apoptotic process; ATP binding; ATP hydrolysis activity. NCBI's taxonomy places the organism in Eukaryota, Metazoa, Chordata, Mammalia, Rodentia, Sciuridae.